CUUCAGUUGGGCGUAGAUUACGAGAACCCUCUUUGAGUGGCUUCACCAUUUAGCCAGACAAAUCGCUGCCCCCCUUACCCUCUUCGAUUCUUCCCAAGUUCUUAUUCCUGCUCUAAAAUCCAAACCAAUUGCCAGAUUUCAAUCUCCACCAUCCCCCAUUUUCAUCUCAUCUUCUCCUUGCAAUCAUCGCCAUCCUUGUUCUAUACAAAUCCCCUUUCCUUCCUUCCUCAAAUCGCCAUUUUCCACCAUGCAGGCUGUUCAAUCUCCCACUCUCAAGCCCUCUCCAUUGGACCCAUUCCGUCGCCGGAAAUGCUCCCCUUUCCUCGUCGCUGCUGCUCCGAAAUCCAAGCGUGUUUCCUUCAUUUCUGCAUCUGCGGCUUCCACUGUCUCUGCGCCUAAGCGGGAGAAGGAUCCUAAGAAGCGUGUGGUGAUUACUGGAAUGGGGCUUGUUUCUGUUUUCGGAAAUGAUGUUGAUGCUUACUAUGAUAAGCUGCUUGCUGGUGAGAGUGGGAUCUCUCUUAUCGAUCGUUUUGAUGCUUCCAAGUUUCCUACUCGUUUUGGUGGCCAGAUCCGGGGAUUUGCUUCUGAGGGUUACAUUGAUGGUAAGAAUGACCGGCGGCUUGAUGAUUGUCUUCGGUAUUGCAUUGUGGCUGGUAAGAAGGCUCUUGAGGAUGCUGACCUCGGUGGAGAUAAGCGCUCUAAGAUUGACAAGGAGCGUGCUGGAGUGCUUGUUGGAACAGGGAUGGGUGGUCUAACCGUCUUUUCCGAUGGUGUUCAGGCUUUGAUAGAGAAAGGUCACCGGAAGAUAACCCCUUUUUUUAUUCCUUAUGCCAUUACAAAUAUGGGGUCUGCCUUACUUGCCAUUGAUAUUGGUUUCAUGGGUCCCAAUUAUUCUAUAUCCACUGCUUGUGCCACCUCUAAUUAUUGCUUCUAUGCUGCUGCUAAUCACAUCCGUCGAGGAGAGGCUGAUAUGAUGCUUGCUGGUGGAACUGAAGCUGCUAUCAUACCUAUUGGAUUAGGGGGUUUUGUUGCUUGUAGGGCUCUAUCUCAAAGAAAUGAUGACCCUAAAACUGCUUCAAGGCCAUGGGACAGAGAUCGUGAUGGCUUUGUUAUGGGAGAAGGUGCUGGCAUAUUGGUUAUGGAGAGUUUGGAGCAUGCAAUGAAACGUGGUGCACCAAUUCUUGCUGAAUACUUGGGAGGGGCUGUUAACUGUGAUGCUUAUCACAUGACAGAUCCUAGAGCGGAUGGUCUUGGUGUCUCUUCUUGCAUCUUGAGCAGCCUUGAAGAUGCAGGUGUAUCACCUGAGGAGGUCAACUAUAUUAAUGCACAUGCAACAUCCACCCUUGCCGGUGACUUAGCUGAGAUCAAUGCCAUCAAGAAAGUGUUUAAGAAUACAUCAGAGAUCAAAAUCAAUGCAACUAAGUCUAUGAUAGGACACUGCCUCGGUGCUGCUGGAGGUUUGGAAGCCAUUGCCUCUGUGAAAGCAAUCGAAACUGGAUGGUUGCAUCCUUCCAUAAAUCAAUUUAACCCCGAGCCUUCAGUUGAUUUUGACACGGUUGCGAACGUAAAGCAGCAGCACGAAGUGAAUGUUGCUAUCUCAAAUUCAUUUGGAUUUGGUGGACACAACUCGGUCGUGGCAUUCUCAGCAUUCAAACCUUGAGCGUGUGCGUUAGCUUAUACUUCGAGGUUUUGUAGGAGAGUCCAGCCUUAGCCUUAUCUGAGAAUAGUCGCUAAUUUAUUUACGAACGAGGUUGCUUUGCUCGCUGCAGGCGUCUCUGUCUGUCUUUCAGUGUUUAGGUCUAUAUGCAAUUUGUGAUCAUCAUCAUCAUUCCAUUUGUUGCUGUGUUUCUGAUCCAAUAAAUGAGUUACUUGAACUUAAAGCGAGUUUUUUUGGGUUAGAUAAUAUUAGAUUUUCUGUUCACAUUCUCUGAAGAAUUUCAUCAAAAUGUUGUAAUGAAGUAGUUUUUUUCUCUGCAA
Molecule: messenger RNA, 1977 nt
Organism: Cucurbita moschata (crookneck pumpkin)
Lineage: Eukaryota; Viridiplantae; Streptophyta; Magnoliopsida; Cucurbitales; Cucurbitaceae
Product: 3-oxoacyl-[acyl-carrier-protein] synthase I, chloroplastic
Exons: 7
Coding region: 248-1660 (470 amino acids)
Biological process (GO): fatty acid biosynthetic process
Molecular function (GO): 3-oxoacyl-[acyl-carrier-protein] synthase activity
Source: RefSeq, a predicted model, not a curated record